This is a messenger RNA of Babjeviella inositovora NRRL Y-12698, 1103 nucleotides long. RefSeq lists its product as uncharacterized. The coding region runs from base 107 to 1096 and encodes 329 amino acids. NCBI's taxonomy places the organism in Eukaryota, Fungi, Ascomycota, Pichiomycetes, Serinales. The record is from RefSeq and is a predicted model, not a curated record. The transcript has a single exon.
AAAAAAUUAAGGAUAAGAAAAGUGUCAAAAAUCAUUACGGCAAUUCAUAACAUUCCCACAGAGGGACAUUCUCAAAGAAUCGCUCGCUUCACCCGCACCAUUCCCCAUGAAGCAGGAUAAACCCACGCUGGUGUACCCCUUUUCAACUCUCCUGCGCAACCUGAGCUCCGCGUUCUUCACGCCCAGCCCCGCCGCCUCCCCAUCUAUCACCAUCACGGCGCCCCUGUGGCGCCGACGAAACUCGUUCAACCGCCGCUCCGACUGCCAGUCAUCCAGCGUCAGCUCCUUGGGUAUUGUCGAGCACAAUACUGACUCGCACAUUGACUCCUCGGAUGAUGCGGAUCUGGCGCCGGAUUCGGACGUUGAACAAGUGGAGGCUCGCAAUACGCGCCCGAUUUUACAACCGCAUCACAUUUCGGCGCUAAACCGCCAGCAGCAACAAAUCUCGUACGACUUCACCCCCUCUCCUAACGUUCUGCGGCGGUCUUCUCUCUCGGACAUCUUCAAUAUGGAUCUGGAUGGCGAGCAUAUGGAAGACCAGCGGCCAAUGGAGAUGGUGACAUCCCCCAAGGUGAUGUUCCGCAAGAUGUUGUACCGCGAGACAAAGCCGCAGCUAAAGGCCGUACGACGUGUUACCCAUGAGUUGCAAAACGAGGUGUCUCCUUUUGAUAGCGAGAUGGGGCACGAGCUCGCUAGUUGGUUCACGUUCAAGGACGAUGAGCUACUCGGUGCCAAGGAUCCACUCGGCCUCGACAGUGAUUUGGCUCCCGCGGCAAGGUUCUAUCCCUCGCAACAGCACAUGAUCACCGAUGAAAUCUACCGUAAAAACAAGCUCGUCAGCGAGGCCAACAAGGCCUGGUCGCGACGAACGCAGACACAGCAUCCCCUGAACGAGCGUCUCUUCGGCUUUAGUCCGCAUCUGUUAGCGAUGACGCCGCUUCACCAGCUGUCGCCACAGCCUCUGCAGGGUACCAAGCGCAAAUCCACGGGUGACGAUGCUUUCCACACGAAGCGCAAGGCGGUCAGCACCAGCCCGCGAGUAGCGAACAAGGCGGUUCUCAGCACCAGCGAUGACUUGGAGCGCAUGCGGUUGUAGUUACGAU